AUGAUCAUGGACGAUGAGGCACCUGCUUACAACGCCGGCCUACUUCGCGACACCACCGCCGCCUCGCCCGCAGCUCCAAGCACUGUUGCUAGAGUUUCUCCACAAGACCGCAAAGUCCAGUUCAGCAGAUCUGAAGCGGAGAUGUUGCGGAUGAAGGAGGAACUCCUCAACCUGGAGCUCCCCCACAUUGACGAUGGAGCAGAGGAAGAAUCCGGCGAGGCAACAUGGAGAAACGCCUACAGGCUACAACGGCGAAACAAAUUGAAGCUCUACUCUGGAACCGCCGAUGGAAAACGGCCGCUAAGGAACAGGUGGAGAACCGUCCUCAUCGUUUGCGAUCAAGACGGAAAACCAGACAGGCGGAGCCGUGUCGUUCAGAACUCGCCCAAGGACACUACAUCGAAGAAGGCCUCCCUGUGCCUGCACCACUACGUUGACCCGGGCAACAUCGAGCACUCACCUCCGCAACCGGGCAAGAAUGAGAUGACAGACGAGGGGAUUGAAAAGCGAGCUGGCCUGAUUCGACUAUUGCACGUGCAAGGAUUGGACGCGAAGGCCAUGCACAAGGCUCUUCAGGACAACGGGUGGAGACUUGGGAUUGAAGGAAAGCAGAAGGUGAGAAGCGUCAGGGCGCGCUUGGACAAGCAAAGGCUCGAGGACGCGGGAGGUGCGAACGACGCCGAGCAGUUACUGGAGCGCCUCCAGCUGGAAGGUUGUUGGAUGAGGUUCGCACUAGACGAGGCCGGGCGCGUGAAGCGCAUCGCUUGGGCACUCGUCGAGCAGCAGAAGAAUGCACUGCGGUACCAUUCCGUCAUCAUCCAGGACAACACGUUCAACACGAACACUAUCAGCUGGCGCUGA
Molecule: messenger RNA, 861 nt
Organism: Ectocarpus siliculosus
Lineage: Eukaryota; Phaeophyceae; Ectocarpales; Ectocarpaceae
Source: the annotation of a GenBank genome assembly